AUGGCAGACGAGGCAGAUGUGCGACACGAGGUCUUGCAGAAAACACUGAGAGAAGUUGCAGAUGAGGGGGUGACCGGAGAAACGAACGACCCCUGUGUGAUCUGCCUGGAUUCAAUCACGGAGCCUAGUGUCGCCGUACCAUGCAACCACUCGAACUUCGACUACUUAUGUCUGCUCAGCUGGCUGGAACAGCAGCCCUCAUGUCCUCUGUGUAAGGUCGGCCUCACUGCGGUCAAAUAUGAGUUGAAUGCUUCCCGCGGACCGAAAAUCUACAAUGUACCCACCCGCGAACAGCCCAAAGCUAAACCCGAGACUUCGUCUUGGAGUUACACACAACGGCGAGCCUUGGCAGGUGGCUUGGAUAUAGGAGAUGCGCGAUCACGACGGCGAGGACCGCAUUCUCGUCUAUACCAGCGUCCACCUGUAUCUGACGAUCCUCUCUCCUUCAGGCGCAACGUCUAUCGCAACAAUCUAUACUCGCUACGGGUGGGAUCGAAUCGUCUCUCUCAGUACAGCGAGGUAACACCGGAAAAUUUCAAUCGUGACGAAGCCUUGCUCUCACGAGCGCGAAAAUGGAUCCGCCGGGAACUACAAGUCUUCAGCUUCUUGACCCCAGGCCCCGAAGGCGAACAACAAGAUCCGGGUCCUGUGCCGCGCGCUGGACACCAGAGGCUAGAGGAUCGCAGGGCAAAUAAUGCCGAGUUCUUGCUCGAAUAUGUCAUCGCUAUCUUGCGGACUAUCGACAUCAAGGGCAGCUCCGGACAAGCGGAAGAGCUGCUGCGCGACUUCAUUGGUCGGGAUAAUGCCAGACUUUUUCUCCAUGAAAUGCUGGCAUGGUUGCGAAGCCCUUAUACUUCACUGGAAGACUGGGAUCGCCAUGUCCAAUAUCCAACAUCAACACAGACUUCUCGGGAUAGAGAGUCCCAGGAAAUAGAUUCCAACUAUCGCGGGCGUCGACGGCCUCGCAACCCACCUCCGGCCCGCGAACGUAGUGCGUCUCCGAUACGUGGGCGUGAUAGAAGCUUGUUUGAUCGCAUCUCAAGACCUGAUGGGUCGGAAACAUCUACAUCUACUCAGAACGAAGUGCAACCUAGGCUCCGGGGGCGUUAUCCCAGGCCGCGGAACAGAGAGUUACUUGAUUGA
Penicillium waksmanii is the source of this 1143-nucleotide messenger RNA. RefSeq names its product RING finger domain protein. The transcript has 2 exons. Gene Ontology annotation, biological process: protein monoubiquitination; protein polyubiquitination. The record is from RefSeq and is a predicted model, not a curated record. Gene Ontology annotation, molecular function: ubiquitin protein ligase activity. Lineage: Eukaryota; Fungi; Ascomycota; Eurotiomycetes; Eurotiales; Aspergillaceae. Bases 1 to 1143 code for a protein of 380 amino acids.